Messenger RNA from Schistosoma margrebowiei, 495 nucleotides. The record is from the annotation of a GenBank genome assembly. NCBI's taxonomy places the organism in Eukaryota, Metazoa, Platyhelminthes, Trematoda, Strigeidida, Schistosomatidae.
AUGAAUAUUUUACAUUUUUAUUUACUAGGAGUUGUUUUACAUGUAUCCAGUCAUAGAUUUGUCUACAACAAAACACAAAUAUUCAUAUAUUUUAGAAAUGAUUCUUAUAAUACAUCUGAGAAUAUAGAUAGGGAACAAUUUUCUGAACAUUUUAAUACGUCGUUUCUAAAUUCUUUGCUAAAAGACCAGAAUACAAACUCUUCAUUAGAUGUUCAACUAAAAAUCAAGACAGAAAAUAGGACAAUUAAUUUACAUUCGAAUGAAACGAAUUUUAAUACUGAAAAAAUGAAUUUUCCAAAUAACACAUGGUCUCAAUUGAAUUUUUCCAGUUUUCCAUUCAUGAUGAACGAAUCUGAUGAUCAACAACACGAGGAAAGUGUUGAAUUUAAAAGUCAAAAGUUCGAAACAAGACUUCAAGAACUAGCUAAUAUUAGUGAUCACAUCCAAAAAUCUCUUUUUGCAUCGAAUUUAACGACUAACUGGUUAUUUAUAUGA